AUGGCGUCAGCGACCAAGGUCUCCUCCGCCGCAGCAGGAUCGGUGCUGUUCUCGGCGGCGCCGCCCGCUCGGGGACGCCCCUGCUUCUUCCCCCUGAAGUCCUGUCGUCUCCUUCCUCUCCGCCAGUCUAUCUCCCGAUCCGCUCGCAGGAUUUCCUGCGAGGCGACGGAGGCCUCCAAAGUGGCGGAAGGCGGGGGAGCAGCGGCCUCCUCUCCGCCUGGUGGCGACGGGAAGAACUGGGUCCCCGUCGUGCCACUGGCGGCGCUGCCCAAGGGGGAGCGGCGGGUGAUCAUUCAGGGCAACGAGACCAUCCUGCUCCUGUGGUACAAGGACGAGGUGUUGGCCAUUGAGAACAGAUCCCCUGCGGAGGGUGCCUACAGUGAGGGCCUCAUCAAUGCCAAGCUCACGCAGGUGCCUGUUCUUCUUCCCUACUCUGAGAUAAUCUUCAUUUCCAAGCUUCUAUCGAUCGGCAUCUGCUCUGGAUUUUCUGUUGCUCGAUCAUCUAUAAUGGUUAAAGUUAUACCGUGUCGAUUGCCCUAGAAAAGGCAUCUGACGACUGGGGGGACGUGUCAUUAGGGACAAUGGGGAUGAAUUCGGAAGGCGUUGGGUGCCUAAUUCUUCGAAGGAUCAAAGUAUUUCCUCAAAUUUUCUUCUAUGAGGGAUCUAGAUUCUGCCAUUGAUCGGGAAAUGCAUCCUUCCAAGUGAGAGGAGCAUCCUCUGGAUCAGACUGUCCACAUGGAAAUCUUCAGGAUAAAUUGGUACCAGGGUUCAUUCAUCACUAUGAUUCAAGCCCAAUAGUACAAAUGUCUGGUUUCAGAACGGCAAGAUAGAAGGACGCUGAAGCUAGAGAACUGCUUUAAGCAGUUUCCUAAACAUGUUUGAGGUCAGAGAUUGGUAAGUCUUGUGUGGGCCUUCUCGCAGUAGGCCAGAAACAGUGAUUCAGUAGCUGGAGUCUUAUCUGUCUCUGAAACUUUGUUUAUGAAAUUCUUGUUUAUUUUCUAAAAAAAGAACAAGAUUUUUUAAAAAAAUACUAAUUAUAUUGGAUAAUGAACAGGUUAUUGCCUAUUAAAUUGCGGAAAUUAGUAUGCAUUCGCACCACACAUGGACAACUAUUCCGAUACAUUACGUGGUUAUUUUGGCAAUGGUUUUUCUUUCAAAACCAGACUAUGAUAAGAAUAAAUCACCACAUAUUACUAUAAAUUUUCUCGACUUUACUGUUACGAAGAAAAUUUUCCUGUGUUCUCUUUUUGUGCGAGGUAAUUAUAUUUUCCUUGUCUUUAUUCAAAGUUUCCAGGAUGGCUGUAUAGUCUGUCCAACCACAGAUAGCACCUUCGAUCUUCGGACUGGGGCAAUAAAGGAAUGGUACCCCAACAAUCCUGUCCUCAGGAUCCUCACUCCAGCAUUGAGAAAUCUCUUCGUGUAUCCAGUGAAAACCGAUGACGAAAACAUCUACAUUAGUACGGGAAGUGCCAGGCUUGGAGAAUCUGCAGAGAUCGUCUUCAGUGGCAGAUCUCAACCUGGUGUGACGGCCUCUGAUGUCAAUGUGGACGAGGUAGGCUUUUAUGUUGGUGAAUAGUUUUCAUAUAUCGUGACUCUCGAUUAAUAAUAUGAGAACAACCUCAUGGGAAUCGGCAUGAUCAAAGACUUCUCUUUUACAAUGCUCAACAUCCGGAAGAAGGAAUAUGUAAAUAGGCAUUGAAUGAUCACCCAUGUUACUCUUUUUUUUUCUUACAUUGUGCAAUUGGCGACUAGAAAACGUAUGUGGGUAUGAUCAGCAAACCUUCUCAAGGCGAACUAUAUCAGAUAAAUCUAACAUUUCAAUUUUAAAUGUUUUUAUCUUUUUUUAAUGAUAUGUUUUCCUUGAUGUUAACUGUCACUGUACUUUUUUUUAUUUAUGAUAUAUAUAUAUAUAUAUAUAUAUAAUCUGAUGGAGUUUUAUGGAUGCGUGAUUUCUAAUGUCUCUUUCAGGUGAGAAUGGUCAUUGAUGAGGACGUUGGGGGGUUUGGUUUCACAAGCAAGAACGAGGUGCUGAAUGGCAAAGCAGCUAUAAUUGGAUUCCUGCUAUUGCUAGAUUUUGAGCUCUUAACUGGUAAAGGGAUCCUCAAGGGAACGGGCUUCUUGGACUUCAUCUACGCCUCUUCAAAGGCUUUCGACUCCUUGUAG
Spirodela intermedia is the source of this 2163-nucleotide messenger RNA. NCBI's taxonomy places the organism in Eukaryota, Viridiplantae, Streptophyta, Magnoliopsida, Alismatales, Araceae. The record is from the annotation of a GenBank genome assembly.